CGGAGCCCGGAAGCGGAAGCGGCACUGCUGCGUGGCUCUUGAGAGAGUUCGUGUGCGCGCGCGCCCUGUAUCUUCGAGGAGAGACGGAGGGGGCGAACCGCAGGGAUUUGUGAGCCAGAGCCACCGCGAAACAGCCGGCAGGGAGAAGCAUGACCGUGAAUCUCACUGUGGACGAAACGAACCCGCCUCUGGUGGUGUUACUGACAGCCCAGUAUGUGAAGGAUACCUCUGGGAUCUCGGUGCAGGAAGGCAAGGAGACCACUCUACGUGUCUCUGACUCAGUACAGUUCUGUGAUGUAAACUCCAUCUUGCGCUACUUAGCGCGGAUAACGCCCAGCCUGGGGUUAUAUGGCUCCGACUUCAUGGAACAGGCUGAGGUGGACCACUGGUUGGAGUUUGCUUACCGCCGUGUGUCUGGGCAGUCUUCCCUGACCCCUGCCCUGGAGGAUCUGGACAAAGCCUUGGCCCUCCGCACCUUCCUGGUGGGGUACACCGUGACUCUCGCUGAUCUGUCCGUGUGGGCAGCUCUCAAAGGAAGUAGUGGGUGGCCGGCAAUCCUGGACAAAUCCGGUCCAUUCCCUCACAUCCACCGCUGGUUCUCUUUUUUGAGCUCCCAGGCACCGUUCAACAGUGUGGGGAGCAAGAUGUGCAGCGGCAACACUGCCCCAAACAGCAGUGUGCCCAGAGAUAAGAAGCAGGACGUGGGGAAGUUUGUGGAGCUACCCGGUGCCGAGAUGGGGAAAGUGAUCGUCCGGUUUCCACCCGAAGCCAGUGGGUAUUUGCACAUCGGACAUGCCAAAGCAGCACUUCUGAACCAGCACUACCAGGUCACCUUCAAGGGCAAGCUGAUCAUGCGCUUUGACGAUACCAACCCAGAGAAGGAGAAGGAGGACUUUGAGAAGGUCAUCCUGGAGGACGUAGCCAUGCUGCAGAUCAAGCCAGAUCAGUUCACUUACACCAGCGACCACUUCCCCACCAUCCUAAAGCUGGGCGAGCAGCUGUUACAGGAGGGCAAGGCCUAUGUGGAUGACACACCACCUGACACCAUGAAGCAGGAGCGCGACCAGAGGAUCGAGUCCCGGCACCGCAACAACUCGGUGGAGAAGAACCUGCAGAUGUGGGAGGAGAUGAAAGCAGGAACAGAGUAUGGGCAGACAUGCUGCGUAAGGGCCAAGAUAGACAUGAGCUCCAACAACGGCUGCCUGCGCGACCCCACCCUUUUCCGAUGCAAGAACAAGCCCCAUCCACGCACAGGCAACAUGUACAAAGUAUACCCUACAUACGACUUUGCCUGCCCCAUCGUGGACAGCCUGGAGGGCGUGACCCACGCCCUGCGGACCACCGAGUAUCACGACCGCGAUGAGCAGUACUACUGGGUGAUCGAAGCCCUGGGACUGCGCAGGCCCUACGUGUGGGAAUAUGCUCGGCUGAACCUCAACAACACGGUCCUCUCCAAGAGGAAGCUCACCUGGUUUGUGGAGCAGGGCCUGGUGGAUGGCUGGGAUGACCCACGUUUCCCCACGGUCCGUGGCGUCCUGCGCAGAGGGAUGACGGUGGAGGGACUCAAACAGUUCAUUGCGGCACAGGGUGGAUCCAGAUCUGUUGUCAAUAUGGAAUGGGACAAGAUCUGGGCAUUCAAUAAGAAGCUGCCAAUUAGCUGUGUGAAGGUGAUUGACCCUGUGGCCCCCAGAUAUACCGCCCUCCUGGAGUCUCAAGUGGUUCCAGUGUCUAUCCCUGAGGCUCAACAGGAGGUGAAGGAAGCAGCCAAACACCCCAAGAACCCAGACGUCGGGAUGAAACCUGUGUGGUAUGGACCACGAGUGCUCAUAGAGGGAGCCGAUGCAGAGACCUUUUCUGAGGGAGAGACAGUCACUUUCAUCAACUGGGGCAACAUCAUUAUCACGAAGAUCCAAAGAGACGGCAGCGGUACGAUCACGUCUCUGGAGGGCCGUCUGAACCUAGAGAACACGGACUACAAGAAGACCACCAAGAUCACGUGGCUGGCAGACACACCCUGCGCGCCCCUCGUUCCCACAGUGUGCGUUAACUACCAGCACCUCAUCUCAAAGCCUGUGCUAGGCAAGGACGACGACUUCAAGGACUACAUCAACAGGAACAGCAAGCUGGAGGAGAAAAUGAUAGGCGAUCCCUGUCUGAAGGACUUGAAGAAGGGUGACAUCAUUCAGCUGCAGAGGCGGGGUUUCUACAUUUGUGACCAGCCCUAUGAGCCAGUCAGCCCCUAUAGCUGUAAGGAGAGCCCGUGUGUGCUUCUGUAUAUCCCUGAUGGACACACUAAAGAAAUGCCCACUGCUGGCUCCAAGGAAAAGAACAAGAGCCAGGUGGUCUCCAAACCCGUGAAGGCAGAGACCACCUCCCAGGCUAAGUCAAAACCAGCCCCUAGCCCUUCCCCCAGUGCCGCUGCCGCCGGAGAUGCAGGUGCAGUGUUCUCUGCCAUCGUGGCACAGGGUGAGAAUGUUCGCACCCUGAAGGCCAACAAGGCUCCCAAGGAACAGGUGGACGAGGCUGUGAAGCAACUUCUGUCCCUGAAGGCUCAGUUCAAAGAUCUCACGGGACAGGAUUACAAACCAGGCAUGGCCCUUCCUGGUCCUGCCGCUGCAUCUUGUAGCCCCUCCUCUGACUUCACCUCCUGCCCAUAUGAGCGUGUGGCCCAGCAGGGGGAGGUAGUAAGAAAGCUGAAGGCAGAGAAAGCUCCCAGGGACCAGAUUGAUGCUGCAGUCAAGCAGCUUCUUGCUUUGAAAGAGGAGUUCAAGAAGUUGACAGGGCAGGAAUAUAAGCCUGGCAUGGCUCCUCCCAGGGAGGCCCCUGUGCAGUUCAGCCCACCCCCAGUACAGACCCCCUGUGAUUCCAUCACAAGGCUGUAUGAGCGUGUUGCGGAGCAGGGAGAGGUGGUCAGGAAGUUGAAGGCAGAGAAAGCUCCCAAGGAUCAAGUAGAUGCAGCAGUAAAACAGCUGCUUGCUCUCAAAGCAGAGUACAAACAGCAUACAGGGCAGGAGUACAAACCAGGGGCGGCUCCUCCUGCAAACUCCGCCCCUGUCAAAGCAGACCAGGCUCCCAUUACAUCUGGCUCAUCCCAGGAGGCUCAGGCCUUAUAUUCUCAGGUUGCUCAGCAAGGGGAGAUAGUGAGAACCCUAAAGUCAUCUAAAGCCCCUAAGGACCAAGUGGACAGUGCUGUGAAAAGGCUUCUGGAACUCAAAGCACAGUACAAAGCCCUUACGUGUGUGGAGUACCACCCUGUGGAGGCCGCUGGGGGAGGUGGGGGUGGCAGCGAGGACAAGAGCCGCAAAGACCGCGAGAACAAAUCUGAGAAGCAGAGCGGAGCAGGAGGUGGGCGCAAGCAGCAUGGCACAGACAAGCAGCCCCAGGGACAGGAGGCGAGUCAGGGGGCCGGAGGAGCAGGUGAUGGACAGGGAUCUAAGAAACAGACACGAUUGGGUCUGGAAGUAAAGAAGGAAGAGAAUCUGGCUGAGUGGUACUCUCAGGUCAUCACCAAGGCCGAGAUGAUUGAGUACUACGACGUGAGCGGCUGCUACGUGCUGCGGCCCUGGUCAUACACCAUCUGGGAGGCCAUCAAGGAAUUCUUUGACAAAGAGAUCAAGAAGCUGGGUGUGGAGAACUGCUAUUUCCCAAUGUUCGUGUCCCAGGCUGCACUGGAGAAGGAGAAGACCCACAUCGCAGACUUCGCACCCGAGGUGGCGUGGGUGACCAGGUCUGGGAAAACCGAGCUAGCCGAACCCAUCGCAGUUCGACCCACCAGUGAGACAGUGAUGUAUCCUGCCUACGCCAAGUGGGUCCAGUCACACAGAGACCUGCCCAUAAAACUCAACCAGUGGUGCAACGUUGUGAGAUGGGAGUUCAAACAUCCACAGCCCUUCCUGAGGACGCGAGAGUUCCUGUGGCAGGAGGGACACACUGCUUUUGCCACCAAGGAGGAGGCUGCAGAGGAGGUGCUCCAGAUCCUGGACCUGUAUGCCCGUGUGUACGAGGAGCUCAUGGCCAUUCCUGUGGUGAAGGGCCGCAAGACUGAGAAGGAGAAGUUUGCUGGGGGUGAUUACACCACCACGGUGGAGGCCUUUAUCUCUGCCAGUGGAAGAGCCAUCCAGGGUGCCACUUCCCACCAUCUGGGCCAGAACUUCUCCAAGAUGUUCGAGAUCAUGUUUGAGGACCCGAAGAAACCCGGUGAGAAGCAGCUGGCCUACCAGAACUCUUGGGGCAUUACCACUCGCACCAUCGGGGUCUUGACUAUGGUUCAUGGGGAUAACCAGGGUCUUGUUCUGCCCCCCAGGGUGGCCUGUCUGCAGGUGAUCAUCAUCCCCUGUGGCAUCACUGCCUCCCUGCCUGAGGCUGAGAAGGACGGUCUGCUGGCCCAAUGCUCCAAGUACCUCUUGAGGCUGCAGAAGAGCAGCAUUCGAGUGAAGGUCGAUCUACGAGACAACUACUCCCCUGGAUGGAAGUUCAACCACUGGGAGCUGAAGGGGGUCCCGGUGCGUCUGGAGGUGGGGCCCAAGGACUUGAAGCUGGGGCAGUGCGUGGCAGUGAGGAGGGACACAGGCGAGAAGAUCACUCUUCCUGAGGCUGAGGUCGAGAGCCGGCUGACACACCUUCUGGAGGACAUCCAGAACAACCUGUUCAAGAGGGCCUCAGACGACCUGGAGAAACACAUGGUCGCAGCGGACACCAUGGAGCAGUUCCAGAGGGAGCUGGACCAAGGCAGGAUUGUCCAGAUCCCCUUCUGUGGGAAGAUUGAGUGUGAGGACUGGAUUAAGAAGAUCACGGCCAGGGACCAGGACCUGGAGCCCGGAGCCCCCUCUAUGGGUGCCAAGAGCCUGUGCAUCCCCUUCAAACCCCUGAAGACCCUGCAGGCCGGCCAGGCGUGUGUGUGUGGGAAGGAGCCGGCACAGUUCUACACGAUGUUUGGUCGCAGUUACUGAGGGGGGGGGGGGUGCCAUUUCCUCCCGUUUCUCCCCACCCCUCUCCUGGUCAGGUCCUUGAUAUAGUUCUCUAACACCUAGAGAUAGAUUGUCCACCCUCUACUGUUCUCAGGAUUGUACAGUUGUACGUUGGAGAGGAGCUCAAGGAAGUCCAGAAAGGUCCACAUUGAAACUGUCCCUUGUGUUAUUAUUAAAAAAAAAAAAAAAAAAGUAAAGAAUUCCUCCCAGGUGAACACAGGUGUGGCCCCUGAGCCGAGCUGCAAGUCCUUCGCCGUGUUGUCAUGGGGGCCGAGUCCUGAAUGUGAGCUCCAGUAAAAGCACUUGUGCCCCACGCCAUUGGAGUGACUUGUGAGUUUCAUCGUUUUCUGUAGUAGAACCAAACUAAUAAAAAAGGAUUCUCAGUA
Scleropages formosus (Asian bonytongue) is the source of this 5353-nucleotide messenger RNA. It is a transcript of the gene eprs1, whose product is annotated as glutamyl-prolyl-tRNA synthetase 1. Gene Ontology annotation, biological process: glutamyl-tRNA aminoacylation; prolyl-tRNA aminoacylation; translation. The record is from RefSeq and is a predicted model, not a curated record. NCBI's taxonomy places the organism in Eukaryota, Metazoa, Chordata, Actinopteri, Osteoglossiformes, Osteoglossidae. The transcript is spliced from 34 exons. Gene Ontology annotation, molecular function: proline-tRNA ligase activity; ATP binding; glutamate-tRNA ligase activity. The coding region runs from base 150 to 4949 and encodes 1599 amino acids. Gene Ontology annotation, cellular component: cytoplasm; aminoacyl-tRNA synthetase multienzyme complex.